This is a messenger RNA of Lindgomyces ingoldianus, 1153 nucleotides long. RefSeq lists its product as uncharacterized. NCBI's taxonomy places the organism in Eukaryota, Fungi, Ascomycota, Dothideomycetes, Pleosporales, Lindgomycetaceae. The coding region runs from base 1 to 1095 and encodes 364 amino acids. The transcript is spliced from 2 exons. The record is from RefSeq and is a predicted model, not a curated record.
AUGAACGACUCAAAACCCAAUUUCCUCAACAGGCCUCAGUUCCGGAAAGAUCCAAAUGAUACAACCACGGCGCCGAUUCUACUUGGUGUUGGAGGUGCGCUUCUUUUUACUUCGCUUGGUCUUCUAGCAGCAAGACUGUGGUCGAGAGUACAGCCAGUAUCAAGGCUGCAUUGGGAUGACUGGACAGUGAUAGCAUCAACCUUCCUCGCAAUAGUAAACUAUAUCCUCCUCUUCGGCGCCGUAAUCUAUGGUCUAGGUCGACAUGCUGUCUUUGUCGCCUUUGCUCGCCGCCGCAUCGCCCUUGAGCUCCUCUUCAUCGCACAAGUCAUCUGGUACUGGGGGAUAACGCUCGUAAAACUCUCCGUCGCCUGCCUUCUACUCCGUGUGAAGCGCCAAUCACGGCCUUGGAAAAUCUUCCUCUACUCCCUUAUGGCCUUCCUCAUUCUCGCUGCCUGCGUCCAAACGGUCUUUCAGUUCACGCAAUGUCGCCCUUUCAGCGUGUACUGGGAUCCGCGGGUAUUUCGACAGGGACCCGUGAAGUGCUUUGCCAAGAGCACAAUCAAUGCGAAUAUUGUUACGUUCUCGAGUAUCCAGGUUACCAUUGAUUUGAUGUUUUCGUUUAUUCCGAUUACUUUUAUUCGAAAGUUGAAUCGGCCCCGUCGCGAGAAGGUGUUCUUGUCUGUGAUGAUGGGCUUAGGAUUGUUUGCAUCGGCAGGCGCUAUCAUCCGCACCAUUCAAUUGCAGUAUUUCUACACCAGUCGCGACUUGUUCAGGACGAAUGUCGGGAUUGCACUAUGGGCCAUCGUUGAGUUGCAGUUUGCCCUGAUCGCUGCUACCAUCCCGACCCUCAAAGCUUUCUUGGAGAAGGUGCUGAUUCAAUUGGGUCUAUUUUUCUACGACGCAAACACCGAAACCGAAGUCAGGAGCCGCUUAAUCGCGUUUGGCUUACUGGACGCAGACGCCGAGUCGUCGAAUCCAAAGCCCACGGUGACGGUUAGGACGCCGAAGAAGGUGCGAGAUGAAUAUGGGGAUACUAUCGUGGAUACGGUGGGGGAUAAGGAGGUCGAGAGGGAGUUGGCUAAGUUUAUGAUUUAAGGAUAAUUGAUAAAAGGAAGAUUGCGACUCGUUCUUUCUCAUCGCUACGAGAUUGUGG